UUUGAUGUAAGCUGAGCCAUUAAUAUAUGAUUCUACAGUAAAAUUAACCCUGACUCAUAAUAUAUCUACCAACAAAAUGAUUGAUAUCAGAUUUGAUUUAAUGUAAACUAUUGGAAGCAUUAAGGAAUCUAUUGAAAAAAGGUAUGGCAGCGAUCCUAAAUUUAUGUAAUUGCAAUUAAAAGAUAAAUAAGUAUUAAGCUUAAAUAUGUAGGGAAACUUCAUCACAUAUAUGAAUGACGAUGUAAAAUUUUUAGGGACUUAUGGCGCAAAAGAUGGAUAUGAAGUACACAUAAUUGACAGCAAUCCAAAUAGUGUUCUUAAUGGUUUAGAAGAUGUCAAUAAAGUAUAAAAAUACACAAUAAGUGACGAAGAUUAUGAUAAACUACCUGUAAAUAUGAGGAAAUUCAAACAAUAAUUUUUAUAAUAAUAAGCUGCUGGAGGGAACUUAGGCUAAAACAAACCAGAAAUAAAUGAUAAUUACUAAGAAGAGGUGGCAUUGUAAAUUGCUAUUAACUCUCGCUGUUAAAUAAAUUAAGGGUAAAGAAGAGGAACUGUUCGUUAUGGUAUAUUUUAAUUUAAAUUUUAAGUUGGAUAGGUUCCAUAAAUGGGAUUGGGCUAUUUUGUUGGAAUAGAAUUAGAUGAGCCUACAGGAACAAAUAAUGGAAACAUUUAGGGCUUUCAAUAUUUCUAAUGUCCUCAAAAAUUUGGAAUAUUUGUAAGACCAAAUGAAAUAAUUGUUGGUGAUUAUCCAGUGCUUGAUUUAGAUGAAAUCUGACAUGUGAUAAUAUUCUAUAUUUGGGUUUAAAAAAUUAAUUAAAUAAGCUAU
Molecule: messenger RNA, 826 nt
Organism: Paramecium sonneborni
Lineage: Eukaryota; Ciliophora; Oligohymenophorea; Peniculida; Parameciidae
Source: the annotation of a GenBank genome assembly